AUGGCUACUCUUACCUCAAAUGUAAACCUUAGUCCACAAUACACUGCUCUCAAAGACUACAAUCCACCUCAUGGUUGUGUAGUUGAGGAAAUUGCAGGGCUUAUUAGAGUACACAAAGAUGGAUACGUGGAACGACCACAAGUUGUUCCAUGUGUCACUGCCAGUACUAUGAGUUCAGAGCUAAACGUGACAUCUCGAGACAUGGUCAUUGACAGUGCCACAAACACAUGGGCACGUUUUUAUGUUCCAAUUUGCCAACACAGGUUACCAUUGCUCGUUUAUUUUCACGGUGGAGGCUUUUGUGUUGGGUCAGCAGCAUGGAGUUGCUACCAUGAUUUCCUUGCAAGGCUAUCUGCCAAAGUGGGGUGUGUGACUAUGUCAGUGAACUAUCGAUUGGCCCCAGAGAACCCUCUUCCAGCUCCCUAUGAUGAUGGAUUAAAGGCCCUAAUGUGGGUGAAACAACAAAUGCUAUAUCAGCAACACAACAAGGGUAGUGGUAGUAAUAGUGAAUGGUGGACUACACAGUGCACCUUCUCUAGUGUCUUCUUAGGUGGGGACAGUGCUGGUGCUAACAUAGCCUACAACGUUGCCACAAGGAUAGCUGCAUGUGAUGGUGCUGCUUUAAGUCCUUUGAAUUUGAAAGGUCUUAUUUUGAUACAACCCUUUUUCGGUGGGGAAGUGAGAACAAGUUCUGAGAAAUGCAUGGCUCAAUCAUCGGGUUCUGCUUUGAACUUGGCAGCAUCUGACACUUACUGGCGCUUGGCGUUACCUUGUGGUGCGAACCGUGACCACCCGUGGUGCAACCCUUUGGUGAAAGUGAAGUUGGAGGAGUUGAAGCUCUUGCGUACCUUGGUGUGCAUCUCGGAGCUGGAUAUAUUGAAGGAUAGGAACUUGGAGUUUUGUGAUACUUUGGUGAGAGCAGGGAAAAGGGUUGAGUAUGGAGUGUUCAGAGGUGUUGGACAUGCGUUUCAGAUUUUGAGUAAGUCUCAGGUAGCCAAGAACAGAACUAAGGAAAUGAUUGCUCGUGUUAAGUCCUUCAUGGCUCUCUGA
Molecule: messenger RNA, 1050 nt
Organism: Sphenostylis stenocarpa
Lineage: Eukaryota; Viridiplantae; Streptophyta; Magnoliopsida; Fabales; Fabaceae
Source: the annotation of a GenBank genome assembly